UGACGGCUCAUGUCAAGAACGCUUCACUAACGCUGUGUAGUGUGUAGUGUGUGUUCGAUUGACUAAGCUUUUGUACUCGUUUCCUUUAUUUGGUUUAAUUAUAAUAACUUUAAAAAUGUUCCAUAUUUGUGCUAAAAAUUCUUAUUUAAAAAGUAUGACUUCUGCGAAUCAGGGUUUGAAAUCAUCUGAAACCCAAAUAUCCUAAACGUAACAUUCAAUAUUGCAAUUUAUUAUCUUUUCAAGUGUCCCCAAUAUGUUUCUAUCCAACACUGAUAAGUGAGUCUGCCUUAUCAUUUCUGCUCAAGAUAAUAUUUUUUCAGUCUUAUUCACACCAAGUCAACAGGUGUCUUGAAUAUUUAAUUUUUUUUGGCUAAUUAUUUGUUAUUUGCUCUAUUAUUUUGUGAAAGAAGUUACAUACAAAAAGUAAAAAUGGCAUCCAGUGAUGCUGAGAUUAAGGAUGGAUUCAACCUGCCUGCCUGGAUGAAGAUGAAACCUACUAGAGAUUUCGAGCCUUUCGCCGCCUCUCCCCCCGGGCAGGAUGACGCAUUCUUCAUCCGAUACCCCAACACGAAAGCUAUGUUCGGAGCCAACCUAGAGCGGGACGUCGCGAAAAUCGUCAAAGAACCAACGGGGAUUAAGGAAAAGGAUUGGUCGAAGCACACUAAGCCGUGCCAAGACGUGCUCCACGGCAUCGCGCCAAUCAACACAGCUGCGAACCCGAUAUCGCCGAAGGUGUUGGGCACCGAUGAAGAGUUCAAGGGCGAGGGCGCCGCGUGCGGCAACUCCGUUGUCAAGGUCGCCCACCUGAUGAUCUCGUCGACGCGUUCCUCGCGCGGCUUCACGGUGGCGUCGCCGGCGGGGGAGGCGGGGGAGGCGGAGGAGGCAGCCUCUGCACCGGACGCGGCGCGCUACAACCUGGCGGCGCGGCGCGGCAGUCGGAGCCUGCCCGCCACCCCCGCCCACUCGCCGCCCGGCAGCCCCAACUCCCGGCGCAAGAACAGGGGCAACCGCUACUUCACUUCACCGUUCGAGCCAGCGGACGACGCGAGCCACCGCUCCUGGCUCACCAUGGCGCUGCUGGGCUUCAAGAAAGAUCUGACCACUUCCACAUCCACACUCGCCGAGGAGGACGCAGUCGAAGCCAGAUUACACGGUUCCCUCGCAGAAUCAGUGGAGAGCCUCGGUCCAGCGCCCCGCAACAUGGCCGCCCCGGCCUCCGCUGCCGCGGCCUCCGUUACCGCGGUCUCGCUCGCCUCCGCCUCCUCCUCCUCCGCUGCCGCGGUCUCGCUCGCCUCCGCCUCCGCCCCCGGCAAGCCCGCACCCUCCUUCCGCCCCCGCCCCUCCGAACUACGGGAGAUGAACUUCUGGUCGCCUACGUCUAUGUAAGGCUCCAACUUGAGGAGUACCUCGUCAAUCUUAUUUCCUCAUAAAUCGAUUUGUGAGCUUAAAAAAUAGGGGAUUAAAAUACCUCAUUGUGGACGUAAUGUCGAAUUUAAAAGAAGCAUUAUGAGGAUAUAAGAAUUCGUAACUUCCUCCUCCUCCUUGCUUAGGCCCCGCUACGCUGUAUUUAAAAACCUAUUUACAUAAACAUGACUCGCUGCAUUUACUUGCAGUAAAGAAGUUUACAGGUCGAGUAAUCAAUACCUGUGUUUGUUAUAUAAUCAAUUAGUCCAAUGAUAAUCACACAAUUAGAUUUGUCUGAAAAGUACAUCGCCGUUUAGAUCUUUCCAUUUCCAUUCUAGUAGUUUUCCUUGUAUGAAGGUCAUUCAAUCUAAAGUAAACACGUUAUUUAA
Cydia strobilella is the source of this 1793-nucleotide messenger RNA. RefSeq lists its product as uncharacterized. The transcript has 7 exons. The record is from RefSeq and is a predicted model, not a curated record. The coding region runs from base 430 to 1386 and encodes 318 amino acids. Lineage: Eukaryota; Metazoa; Arthropoda; Insecta; Lepidoptera; Tortricidae.